AUGCCUAAGGAUCAAGGCCAAAACCAAAACCGAGGCCAAGAAGCUCCUGGCAACAGAGCUAGGACCCACGCUACACAAAAAGCCUCUCACAGCGACAUGGGCCCUUCUGAACUUUUGAGUGAACACAUGGACUCCGCUGGCAACCCAGUACCCGACGCAAGCUGGGGCCCUACGAGAAAACAACCUGACGAGGAUACCGACUUGUUUGAGGCUAUGAACGCAGAUACUUCAGAGUUUGAACAUUGA
Molecule: messenger RNA, 246 nt
Organism: Penicillium vulpinum
Lineage: Eukaryota; Fungi; Ascomycota; Eurotiomycetes; Eurotiales; Aspergillaceae
Exons: 1
Coding region: 1-246 (81 amino acids)
Source: RefSeq, a predicted model, not a curated record